Mauremys reevesii (Reeves's turtle) is the source of this 1447-nucleotide messenger RNA. It is a transcript of the gene ARID3C, whose product is annotated as AT-rich interaction domain 3C. Gene Ontology annotation, biological process: regulation of transcription by RNA polymerase II. The transcript has 8 exons. Gene Ontology annotation, molecular function: DNA binding. Gene Ontology annotation, cellular component: nucleus. NCBI's taxonomy places the organism in Eukaryota, Metazoa, Chordata, Testudines, Geoemydidae. The record is from RefSeq and is a predicted model, not a curated record. The coding region runs from base 1 to 1365 and encodes 454 amino acids.
AUGCCCAUCCUUGGCGGCAGCAGGCGGCGCGGCUGGCCCGGGGAGGAGAAGCUGCGGCGGGGGCAGGCGGAGCCCGGCUCGGGGCAGCUGCGCUCGGCGCUGGGGAGCCGCAUCCAGCAGUACCCGGCGGCGGCGCGCUGCGGGCUGCCCCCCGGCGGCCGCCUGGGGGGCUCCCCGCCGGGGCCCGGCGCCCCGGAGCCCGCCGCCGAGGAGGAGGAGGAGGACCUGGAGGAAGAGGCGGGGGCGGCCCGGUACCCGCAGCAGCACCCGGAGCCCGCCCGCUCGCUCUCCCCGCCGCGCCAGCCGCCGCCCCAGCACCACGAGUGGACCUACGAGGAGCAGUUCAAGCAGCUCUACGAACUGGACGACGACCCCAAGCGGAAGGAGUUUCUGGACGACCUCUUUGGCUUCAUGCAGAAGAGAGGGACUCCGGUGAACCGAAUCCCCAUCAUGGCGAAGCAGGUGCUGGACCUGUACGCGCUGUACCGGCUGGUGACCGAGAAGGGUGGCCUGGUCGAAGUGAUCAACAAGAAGAUCUGGCGGGAGAUCACCAAAGGCCUCAACCUCCCCACGUCCAUCACCAGCGCGGCGUUCACACUCCGCACGCAAUACAUGAAAUACCUGUACCCCUACGAAUGUGAGAAACGAGCCCUCAGCUCCCCCGGCGAGCUCCAGGCCGCCAUCGACAGCAACCGGCGAGAGGGGCGGAGGCAGAGCUUUGGGACGGCACUUUUCAGCUACUCCCCCGUGGGCACCCCGGCCAUGCUGGCCUCCCCGAAGAUCCCCGUGCCGGCCCUGGCCAUCUCCACGCACAGCUGCAGCCAGAGGAGCCAAGUGCACGCCAUUAAGAAAGAAGACGGUAUCCUGUCGGCGGCCGUGCCCAGCCGGAUCGCCAUCCCCGUCAGCCUGGCAGGGCACCACAUAGCCGCUGCCCAGGCGGCAGCCGCGUCCCAGGCAGCCGCGCUGGAGCAGCUGCGGGAGAAGCUGGAGACAGGGGAGCCGCCCGAGAAGAAGAUGGCGCUGAUGGCGGAGGAGCAGCAGCGGCUGAUGCAACACGCUCUGCAGCAGAACCUGCUGGCCAUGGCCUCACAGUUCCCCAUGGACAUCAAGCUCAGCAGCCGAGAUGACAGACAGGAGACCGCAUUGAACCUGUCCACCAACGGCAUUAGCAGCAUCAACAUGUCAAUAGAAAUAAAUGGAGUUGUCUACACAGGUGUCCUGUUUGCCCGCAGACCCCUUGUCCCGGGGGCAUCCGGCAGCAACAGCAGCAGGAGCUCCCACGGCCGGUCGAGCCCGGUGCCCGCGCAGAACCAGCGGCUCUCGGCCUCCUCACGCAGUCACACUCCCGCCAGUGCCUCGCCGUGAGAGAGGGAGAGACGCUGAGGGCCCCCUCCCCAGACCCCCGCCAGCCCCCUCAGUAAUAAAACAACUUGGAGUCAAAGUCCAG